GGCAUUGCCAUGAUGCCUCGCCAUGGGACCUGCGGGCGAUGGCUUCGACCCUGAGUGUGCCAUCGAACGGGAUGCGUCGCGCCUGCCCUCCGUCCCCGCGCUUUCCUCGUCGCCAACGGCCUACCCUGGAUGCUGCCUCGCCCUGAGCGCACCCCUCCUCCAGCGUCUCUGCUCCCUCCUGCCGCCGACCCCGAGCCUCACCCUCUCAAUCGGGAGCGGCGCCGGCCUCCUCGAAGCUCUCCUCCUCGAGCACCAUGCGCUCAACCUCAUCGGCGUCGAUGUCCACCCCACCCCGAAUCGCUACCUGCCCUGCACCCACCACCGCACCGUGCCCGGCACCCGCUUCCUCGAGCCUCUCGCCGCCAACGCCCCAGCAUGGCUGUUUGUAUAUCCAAGGCGCGUGGCGCUGGUGGAGGAGUACCUGGACGCCUACGGGAAGGGCAGCGUAGAGAGGGUCGUCUGGAUUGGGCCGCGCGCUGACUGGGAUGACUACAAAGGCUGCUUUGGGCGAGGAUGGCAUGUGCGGCUGGAGAGCGCCGAUGAGCUUGGGGGAAGAGCCUGGGAGCUGGUUGCCGUCGCUCGCAGGAUGCACGCGUGACCGCCGUCUCCAGGCCUGCUCUCCCCGCAACGUACCUGCGCCGUCAGUGUCCACAACGGCCGGGUCAAGGUAGUACAAAGAGCUUCAUUGUCUUAGCCUUCCUAGCCUGCCUCCCUUUGUCUCCUCUACCGUCAAACGAUACCGUCAAACGAUCUAUUAUCGUCGCAGCUGGGCGGCGUCCUUUCACAGCUUCUUGCUAAACAAAGCCUUGUCUGAAAGGCUUGGCACUUUUUCUUUCACCCUUUCCAUGCCACUACAUAUGCUAGCAUCAGUCUCGCGGACUUUCCGCGCUCAAGACCAGAACAUCUACCCGACUCCGACUGCAUCGUGCU
Molecule: messenger RNA, 930 nt
Organism: Trematosphaeria pertusa
Lineage: Eukaryota; Fungi; Ascomycota; Dothideomycetes; Pleosporales; Trematosphaeriaceae
Exons: 1
Coding region: 23-598 (191 amino acids)
Source: RefSeq, a predicted model, not a curated record